AUGGUUCCACUGUUAACUGCGUUUUGUGUUUCGGCAUGUUUGAUAAAUCUGACUAUUGCAGAGUCAGAGGCAUCCAACACGACAGAAAACACAGGUGUUGAGGAACCACAGCUGCCGCAGCUUGGUACAGAUUCUGUUGUCCUAAGACAGCUCUUAAAUCAAGAAACCUUAAUUCGAAUGUCCUUGACCAAAAAUGUCCAUGCAAUGAUGAAGGACAUGGUGUCCUUUAAAAAAACUGCUUUGUCUUUACAAAGCGAGAUGUCGACUGUUAAACAGACUGUUGGAGAUGAAAAAAUCAAGAUGGAGAAAGAAAUUGAGGCGCUCAAGGAUGAAAUCCAACAGUUGAAAGAAAGAAAUGAGGUUCUUGAAGACAGACUUUCGGCGCAAAAUUUAACAGACUUCAGGUUGCGUGCUGAACUUGAAAAGAACUUGGAAGAUCGAAAAAGACUUGAAAAAGAUCUGCGUGUUGGUCAAGAAAACUUUGAACGGAAUACAAGCGAAAUACUCUCCGAUAUAAAGAUACAAAUACGUGUAUUGUCAAUGAGUCUCAUGGAGCUGAAUAAGCAUGCGCAAGAAAUCGACAAGACGGUACCAGAACUAAUAGAGAACAAGUACCACGUGGUCUCUGAAAUGAUUGCCAAUGUUUCAACCUCUCUGUUAGAGGAAACAAACAGGAGUCUGGGUAACAUUAGAUCAGAUUUGUCGGAGACUCAGCUUGACCAGUUAAAGCUGUCUGCCGCCGUCUUAUCUCUAGAGUGGUUCCGGAACAAUAUUUCAAGUGGAGGUUUUGAUGUCAGCGAGAGAAUCGGCUUUACCGUUGGUACUACAUCAGGCAAUAGGUACUGGGGAUCCGGAAAGCUUGUCUUCUCAAGUGUAAUCUUCAACCAGGGGCAGGGAUACGAUGCGUCCUCCGGAAUUUUUACAUCCCCCACAGAUGGUACUUACGUCUUCUACGUCACAAUCACAGCAUACAGCUCAAACACAAUUAAUGUGGAUAUCGUACAUGACAAAGUAUCCAAGGUCAGAGCUCAUGCGUAUGGAUCCACCUCCCACCAGACGGGAACCAAUAUGGCGGUUCUAACUUUGAGCCGUGGAGACAAAGUCUGGGUACAGUACGCAUCAGGUGGAGGCUACUACUCUGAAUCUGUCCCUGUAACCACCUUCAGUGGAUUUAUGAUUUGACAGCAAAAAUAAUUUCUCCAGGUUU
This is a messenger RNA of Saccostrea echinata, 1207 nucleotides long. RefSeq lists its product as uncharacterized. Gene Ontology annotation, molecular function: protein binding. The transcript is spliced from 3 exons. The record is from RefSeq and is a predicted model, not a curated record. NCBI's taxonomy places the organism in Eukaryota, Metazoa, Mollusca, Bivalvia, Ostreida, Ostreidae. Bases 1 to 1182 code for a protein of 393 amino acids.